UCUAUAAUCAGAUGUUUAUCGCAUCUUCCUUCGUAUCUGUCACGUUGUUAACAACAUUUGGAAUAAAUGUCGCAUUUUUGAUUGUAAUUAUGUUUAUAAACUGGCAUUUCGAAUAGAAAUGACACUUUCGAGCAGCGACGUUACUCUCGCGCAUCAAUUAUCAAGGUUUUUUCGACAAAAUGAAAAAGAAAUUCUUUGUGGAAGAAAGAAAUUAUCGUUGACUUCAUCAGUUUUAUGCACUUUGAAUAGGAUUUUUGCAAGCGCUAACCAUUGCAGUGAUAAUAGUUGUGAUUUAAUAAAAAAUGUACUAUUUCUUAAGAGCAUUGUUAAUAAUGCCAUUGCUCUAAAGAUUUUAAAUAAUGCUGAAACCGUCCAGGGUGGAAUUAACCUGUCAGCAUUCCAUAUGCUAUGGUUGUUAGAAUUGAAAAAAAUUCCCAUUCAUCUUCUUUUAGGUAUCGCUCAACUGCAGAAGCAACUUGAAAUUUUAAUAUGCAGUGGUAGUGUGUUUCAUUUGGAGGCAUUUACAGUUAAUGGAACUUGUUCCAAUUGGGUGGCACUCAGACAUCUCGAUUUAUCUCACAAUUAUCUCGAGAAAAUAGACGAAUUCAUUAAAUUAUUUCCAAAUUUGGAAACUUUGAAUGUAAGCCAUAAUAAAUUAAGAGUAACCAAUGGACUUCAGCAUCUUCAUAAAUUAAAUGCCGUGAAUCUCGGCUACAAUCUUUUGGAAAGUCUCCCAGUAUUCUACUACGAGGUAUUUGACUCCCUAAAGAAACUUUGUCUCAGGAAUAAUAAGAUUGAAGACUUGGGUGGUUUGGAAUAUCUUCGAAAUUUAGAAGAUUUAGAUUUAAGUUAUAACUGUUUAUCUGAACCUUCUCUUCUUCGCCCGUUAAACAAAUUACCUUAUUUAAAAGUGGUAAGUAUUGUAUAUACUAUUAUGAUUUUCUAAAGCAUAUAGUUAUUUUCUUGUAUAUAUUUUCUUAAUAAAUAUUUACUUUGCUAAUUAUUUUGUAAUUACUUUAACAUAUAUGCAUUUACACACUUAUGUAUGUGUAUUACUCGUACAGUAAAAAUGCAAGUAUAGUAGAGUGUCGUUUAUCCGAAUCAAUU
Centruroides sculpturatus (bark scorpion) is the source of this 1107-nucleotide messenger RNA. RefSeq names its product serine/threonine-protein kinase 11-interacting protein-like. Gene Ontology annotation, molecular function: protein binding. Gene Ontology annotation, cellular component: cytoplasm. NCBI's taxonomy places the organism in Eukaryota, Metazoa, Arthropoda, Arachnida, Scorpiones, Buthidae. The record is from RefSeq and is a predicted model, not a curated record. The transcript is spliced from 7 exons. The coding region runs from base 119 to 946 and encodes 275 amino acids.